This is a messenger RNA of Serinus canaria (Common canary), 4282 nucleotides long. RefSeq names its product microsomal triglyceride transfer protein (gene MTTP). Bases 123 to 2804 code for a protein of 893 amino acids. NCBI's taxonomy places the organism in Eukaryota, Metazoa, Chordata, Aves, Passeriformes, Fringillidae. Gene Ontology annotation, molecular function: lipid binding. The record is from RefSeq and is a predicted model, not a curated record. The transcript has 18 exons. Gene Ontology annotation, cellular component: Golgi apparatus; basolateral plasma membrane; endoplasmic reticulum. Gene Ontology annotation, biological process: cholesterol homeostasis; lipid transport; lipoprotein metabolic process.
UUACUACAUCUAGAUAAACAGUGUGGCCAAGCCUGUGGCUCUCUCUGCAAGCUCCACUCUCAGCUCACUUCUUGGAGGUUCUCACACUUCAUGCUGCAGUCAGGAGCUCGGCAGAGUCCAGCAUGAUUCUUCUUACCGUGCUGUUCCUUUGCAUCAUUUCCACCUACUCAGCCUCUGUGAAAGGGCACACUACUGGGCCAAGCCUAAAUAAUGACAAGCUAUAUAAGUUUGCUUACUCGGCUGAAGUCUAUGUUGAUCGGGUGAAAGCAUCCCUGCAGAAAAGUGCAGGAUAUCGGAUUUCUUCUGGUGUGGAUGUCAACCUCUUAUGGAGAAAUCCUGACAAUGAUGAUGACCAGCUGGUCAAAAUUACGAUGAAAGAUGUUCAGGUUGAAAAUGUGAAUGAACGUCCAGCUGAUAAAAACGUCUUCAAAGGAAAAAGCACAGAGAAGAUCAUCGGGAAAGACUAUCUGGAGGCUUUACAGAGGCCCAUAAUGGUUGAGCUAGUCCGUGGAAAAAUCCAAACCUUCUACUCAUAUCAAAAUGAACCUGGUUUUACUCAGAACAUUAAGAGAGGUCUGGCUAGUCUUUUCCAGCUACAGCUGCACUCUGGUUCUUCCCGUGAGGUGGACAUUUCUGGGAAAUGUGAUACUACUUACCAUGUGCGGCAAGAUCAAGUGACUAAAGUAAAAGACCUGGACUCCUGUGAAAUAGAAAGGAAAAGAUUUACCAGCCACAACCGGAUCUUGGAUGUCAGUACAAAAGCUACAUCAGCUACAGUUUAUGUGCUGGAAGACAGUUUCAUUAAAUCCAUUAAGGCAGAAGAAAAUUUCGUUUUUGCUCUGAAUUACCGAAGAAAAACAGGUGCCAAAAUAGUUUCAAAGCAGAGGCUGGAGCUGAAGUCAGUUCAAGCUGGGAUGGGACUGAUUGCUGCAAAGCAAGUCGCUGGUGUGAUCAAGACCUUGGACCCCAAUUAUGUUGCCAUGCCCCUGGAAGCAGAGCCAGUGAAGUCUGAAUGCAAAAAGUGCCCUUCACUUUCUGAGCACUGGAAGAGCAUCAGAGAAAAAAUGCAUCCUGACAAACUUUCCAAACCUGAUGCUGCAAAAAGCUUUUUGUCCUUCAUUCAGAACAUCAGAAAAGCUACGAAGGAGGAGAUACUGAAAGUUAUUAAAAGUGAAAAUAAAGAUUUUCUUCCACAGGUAGUGGAUGCUGUAACGUCGGCUCAGACCCCAGAAUCACUGGAGGCUGUACUGGAGUUUCUUGACUUUAAGGAUGCAAGCACUUUUAUCCUGCAGGAGCGGUUCCUGUAUGCCUGUGGAUUUGCUUCUCACCCCAGUGAAACGCUCCUGAAAUCAUUAACUGAGAAGUUCAAGGGGGAAGUCGCCAGUCAAGAAAUCAGAGAAACUCUUGUCAUUGUCAUGGGAGCACUCAUUAGAAAGCUGUGUGACAGGGAUGGCUGCAAGCUGCCAGCUGUUGUAGAAGCCAAAAGGUUGAUUCUGAAUAGACUGGAGAAGGCCAACAAAGACGACAAUGUGCAGAUGUACCUGCUGGCACUGAAGAACGCACUCCUUCCCGAAGCAAUUCCAGUGCUCCUGAAGUACGCUGAGUCAGGUGAAGGACCCGUCAGCAGCCUUGCUGCCACUGCCUUGCAGAGAUACGAUCCUUCUUUUCUCACCAAAGAGGUGAAGGAAACAAUGAACAGGAUAUAUCACCAGACUCGCAAAAUCCACGAAAAGACAGUGAGAACCACAGCAGCUGCCAUCAUCUUAAACAGUAACCCAUCCUACAUGGAAGUGAAAAACAUCCUGCUCUCCAUUGGGGAACUGCCAAUGGAAAUGAACAAGUACAUGCUCUCCAUGAUCCAAGAUAUACUGCGCUUUGAAAUGCCUUCCAGCAAAACAGUUCGGAAAGUUCUGAAGGACAUGCGUGCCCAUAACUACGAUCGCUUCUCCAAGAUGGGCUCUUCCUCUGCCUACACCGGAUAUAUCACACGUGGUCCUGAUGUGUCAUCCACAUACAGCCUCGACAUCCUUUACUCCGGCUCUGGCAUUUUACGGAGAAGUAACAUGAACAUCCGUGUUUUCGACAGAAGCACUGACCUUCAUGCCAUCCAGGUGGUUCUCGAAGCUCAGGGUCUGGAGUCCAUUAUAGCUGCAACUCCUGAUGAAGGAGAGGAAAACCUGGACUCCUUUGCUGGCAUGUCUGCCAUUCUGUUUGGUUUCCAGCUCAGGCCAGUGACAUUUUUCCAAGGGUAUGGUGAUUUAAUGUCUAAAAUGCUCUCGGCAACUGGAGAUCCCAUGAAUGUGGUGAAAGGACUUGUCCUCCUCACAGAUUUCUUACAGGAAAUCCAGCUGCAGUCUGGGCCCACAGCCAGUGCAGAGUUCCUGGGUGGGCUGGCCAUCGACAUCUCCGGAGGGAUGGAGUUCAGCCUGUGGUACCGGGAAUCCAAAACCAACGUCAAGAACCGGGUAGCCAUAUUUGUAGCUGGUAACACUGAGGUGGAUUCCUUCUUUGUAAAAACUGGUAUGGAUACCACUUUGGAAACAGAAACAUCUUUAGACUUCAUCUCUACAGUGCAGUUUUCACAGUACCCAUUUUUGGUCUGUAUGCAGAUGGAUAGAGUGGACUCUCCAUUCAGGACUCACAUGACCAAGUACGAGAGCCUGCCCUCCGGCAGGCGCUACACGGCCCGCAGGGGGAAGGCAGCCACGCUGGCCGGGAAUGAAUACCCCCUGCACCAAGAAAACUCCAACAUGUGCAAGAAAGUGUUCGGCGCAAAGUCGGACUCUGCUGGCAGCUGGUUUUGAAAGCAGCACCCGGGCUCCUGCUUUCCUGCAUCCCUCAAUGACUUCGGCCUGCACACACCUUACCAGCGUGGAGCUUGACCCUGCGCUGCUGCAUUAAUGGGAAAUUUGCCAUUGAUUUCAACGGGCCAGGAUCAAACUCUCAGUGUGUGCACAGUGUUUACAUAUUAACCUAUAUUUAAAACUUUUGUAAAAAAAAAAAAAAGCCCUAAGGCAAAUAAAGACCAAUUUGGUAGCUUUUCAUGCACUCCCGUAAGGGUGGUGCUUGUUCUUCAUUUUUACUUUUUUUGUGCCAAAAGCAAAAGUAAUCUUCCUUUUUUUUUUUUUUUUUUUUUUCCUUGGGGAAUACAGAAGUCUGGUUUUGAUGUGUGGAAAGAACAACUAUGAUGUAUAAAGAAUGAUUAUUUAUAAAUGUAUUUUAAAGUAUUUAGGUGUUUUAGGCCUAUGACCGAUCCCUGUUCAAAUACUCAAGUACAAUUAACAUCCAGAUAGGACCAGGAAUUCCUGCUUACUCAGUAUUGCCUGUUUACAAAAAAAGCAGGUUUUAUUUUACAUGAUUUUAAAGGAUUUUGUGGGGGUUUUUUAAGCAGGCAGAAUUUGAUUAUUAUUAUUUAUCUUUUGGGUUUUUUUUUUUUUAUUAACUGCUGUAGUUAAAUACAAAUGAUUAACAGUGUGGGGUUAUGUUUCCAGAAGGAACUUACAGUUGCCUUAAUUCUGUUCUCAUUAAAAUCAAUGGUGUAAUUUCUGUAGCUACCAGAAGCAGGAGCAGAGUUAAGUCAAUACUGGCAGCUCAUCAAGGUUGCCUCCUAAAAAUUUGUCUCCCUGUGUGUAAUCAAGGCAGGUGCAUUUCAAAAAAAUGAGGCAAAAUACACUAAGGCAAUUCUGAACUAUGAAGAAGGAAAGGAUCUUGAAAGAAAUAGAUUUUGGAUGCACAGUCUAGCAAAGCCUGUGCUGAGCCAGAACAUUUUAUUCUAGGUAAGUUAGAUUUGUAUUUCAAUGCAAAAAAUAAUCACUGCUCAGGCAAGUCCUCUGAUUAUAAUUGCUUAGACACUUCAAGCAGUGUCUUCAUAGGAUCUGUGAAAAAAAUUUUAAAAAAGUUUUACAUCAGCAUUGCAGAUUAAAAAAGAAUAUACCCCAUCCCAGCUCAGCUGAUCUCUGAUCCAUCUGAUUUAAUUUUUAUAGGACAAGGUGGGCAAGUGCUGUUCACAAAAAAAAGGUAAAAUAAAAAGCCAAGAAGAACUGUUUAUUUUUUAAAAACCCAAACCCAAAAGCAGACAGGAAAAACUCAUAAAUUGUCAUGAAAAAAAAUUCAUUACAAGAUUAAGAGAAAAAUCCAAACUCUUUUGUGUUGUAAAAAAACAUGAGUGGAGAAAUCUGCAAAAAAUCAAACUGUCAGUGGGAUGAAAUGGUCUGCUUGUUGUCUUUCCUGAAAAUGCUGGCACAUUUCUAGUCAAAGCCUAAAUAAAACAGGUAAAAAAAUA